Messenger RNA from Folsomia candida, 1265 nucleotides. RefSeq lists its product as uncharacterized. The coding region runs from base 187 to 711 and encodes 174 amino acids. The transcript has 4 exons. The record is from RefSeq and is a predicted model, not a curated record. NCBI's taxonomy places the organism in Eukaryota, Metazoa, Arthropoda, Collembola, Entomobryomorpha, Isotomidae.
UUCGAUGAAAUCGACGCGAAAACCUAUGGAACAUAUCCGUCAUUUCAGCUCAGGGGAAGAUUCGGCCAUACCUUCCAUAGUAGCAAUGGAAUUAGUCAAGCUCUCGACUUUGCCCAAAGAGUAGUUCCUGAUAGGGUUAAGAAAAUUGAGGCAACGUCUACCUACUACAACUCGCAUUUUUCUGCCAUGGACAAAUUAGUCCUAUACAAGAAGCUGACACCUCCUACCCCGAUCCCAGAUAGAAUUGGUCAGCCAAAUUAUGUCACUGUGACCGACACCGCGGAAAAUAUGAAUGGAUGGCAGCCCUCCCAAAAUUAUGUAUACAGCGAAGUCGGGAAUUUCUCAUGUAAUGUAGGAAAUGUUACGCUUAAUCCAACCUUAUUUCCGGGAGCUAAAGGAUUUUGGAUGGGAUGCGGCUAUGACAACUUGCGAUAUACAAAAUUACCGUUGGAAAAGCUACUAAAAGUUGGGCUUUCUUUCUCAUCGCCACCUAAUCCGAUGAACGAACCGAGAAUAAAUGUCCACACGGGGAAUAACAUGCUUAGCAUCUACAUCGAUGCAAAGGCUGGACCACACCAGGUUAUCGAGCUUUCUGAUUUCGUCUCUCAUCUUGACAACAUAACGAUGCUUGAAUUGGAGACUUAUCCCGUGUACUCGAUUUAUCGGGAUUAUUUUAUCCUGGAUAGAAUUUCAUUGUAUAAGAUUAUUUAACAAUAUGCAAUUAGAGGAAUAGCUAAGUGAAUAAUUUUAUUUAUUUACGUAGCUACUUAAGUAGCGGCUAUUUAAUUCGGUCGAAAUAAUUGAUGCAUAACUUAUGUAAUUGACGAGUCAAACACUAUUAAUUCAUCUCAUAGAUAUACACAUUACUUCAUACAUAGCGUAGUCACGUUAACUUGGCGUAUUUCGCAAAUUGAGAAUAGCAACAUAACUUGCGAAGUUUUGUGAGAUAUCGUAAAAACUAUGGUAUUUCAAUCACGGCAUUUACCCAGCAAUUGGGCAUGUUCUUAGGCUAGCAAUGAAAAUUAAAGAAAUACGUGGCGACAAUACCAAAAUAGGUGUUUUCAGUGAAUUUUCGAGAUUGUCGAGAUUUCAUAUUUUACGAAUCCCCUUAUGACGAAAAAAUCUUGAUCUUCACAAGUUUGCUAAAUGAGUUUCGAUACGAAAUAAGUUGUCGUGAGUUGAAUAAAAGUUAUUUAUAACAUGUGAAAAUAACCAUUCCAUUAAUUCCAGUAUUAAAUCAAAUGCUUUGUGACGAGAAGGGUUAA